This is a messenger RNA of Oryctolagus cuniculus (rabbit), 11800 nucleotides long. It is a transcript of the gene IGF1R, whose product is annotated as insulin like growth factor 1 receptor. Lineage: Eukaryota; Metazoa; Chordata; Mammalia; Lagomorpha; Leporidae. Gene Ontology annotation, molecular function: phosphatidylinositol 3-kinase binding; ATP binding; insulin receptor substrate binding. The record is from RefSeq and is a predicted model, not a curated record. Gene Ontology annotation, cellular component: plasma membrane; axon; insulin receptor complex. Gene Ontology annotation, biological process: protein autophosphorylation; insulin-like growth factor receptor signaling pathway; positive regulation of kinase activity.
GGAGCUCGCGGCGGCGGCUGCGCUGAGGGCGGCGGCGCGGUGAGCGCAGCCCGAGCGGGAGGAGGAGGGGGGGGGGGAGCCGCUCAUUCAUUUUUACUCCGCAUUUGCGCCCCUCGCCGGCCUCCCCCGCCACCGCGACUUGGGAGCGAGCUUGGCACCGCGACGCGCCCUCCCUCGCGGGGCCCCAGGCGCGGAGCCACCUCCCCUUCUCGGGGGUCGGGCUUGUUUUUCCUCUCCUGGACGCACUCGGGCUUUGCCUCUUUUCUGGGCAGUGACCCCCACACACACCUCUUGCCUCUCUGGAUUUGAAAAUGGAGGCCGACGACGCCGACAGCCCUCCCCAGAGCGCCUUGGGUUCCCCACUCUGCCGAGUCCUGGGCUGCGGCUGCUGACGCCGAGGGGUCUCCCGCCCCGUCUGCGCUGCCUUCGGACCGUUCUUCCUUCGCUCUUGGCUUUGGAGCGAAGACUGCUUUUGAACCCCCCCCCCUUUUUUUUUUGAGAAAGGGGACUUUCGUUCCAAAUCAAAGGAAUGAAGUCUGGCUCCGGAGGAGGGUCCCGGACCUCGGCGUGGGGGCUCCUGUUUCUCUCCGCCGCGCUCUCGGUCUGGCCGACGAGUGGAGAAAUCUGCGGGCCGGGCAUCGACAUCCGCAAUGACUUCCAGCAGCUGAAGCGCCUGGAGAACUGCACGGUGAUCGAGGGCUUCCUCCACAUCCUGCUCAUCUCCAAGGCCGAGGACUACCGCAACUACCGCUUCCCCAAGCUCACCGUCAUCACCGAGUACCUGCUGCUGUUCCGCGUGGCCGGCCUGGAGAGCCUCGGGGACCUGUUCCCCAACCUCACGGUCAUCCGCGGCUGGAAGCUCUUCUACAACUAUGCCCUGGUCAUUUUCGAGAUGACUAACCUCAAAGACAUAGGGCUCUAUAACCUGAGGAACAUCACCCGGGGGGCCAUCAGGAUCGAGAAGAACGCCGACCUCUGCUACCUCUCCACGGUGGACUGGUCUCUCAUCCUGGACGCCGUGUCCAACAACUACAUUGUGGGGAACAAGUCCCCAAAGGAGUGCGGGGACAUGUGUCCAGGGACCUUGGAGGAGAAGCCGUUGUGCGAGAAGACCGCCAUCAACAACGAGUACAACUACCGCUGCUGGACCACCAACCGCUGCCAGAAAAUGUGCCCCAGCGCGUGCGGGAAGCGGGCAUGCACCGAGAACAACGAAUGCUGCCACCCCGAGUGCCUGGGCAGCUGCCACGCGCCUGACGACGACACGGCCUGCGUCGCCUGCCGCCACUACUAUUUCUCCGGCGUCUGCGUGCCCGCCUGCCCGCCCAACACCUACCGAUUCGAGGGCUGGCGCUGCGUGGACCGCGACUUCUGCGCCAACAUCCCUAACGCCGAUGGCGGCGACUCCGAGGGCUUUGUCAUCCACGACGGCGAGUGCAUGCAGGAGUGCCCGUCGGGCUUCAUCCGCAACGGCAGCCAGAGCAUGUUCUGCAUUCCCUGUGAAGGUCCGUGCCCCAAGGUCUGUGAGGAAGACAAGAAAACAAAGACCAUUGAUUCUGUUAAUUCUGCUCAAAUGCUCCAAGGCUGCACCAUCUUCAAGGGGAAUCUGCUCAUUAACAUCCGACGAGGCAAUAACAUUGCCUCGGAGCUGGAGAACUUCAUGGGGCUCAUCGAGGUGGUGACGGGCUACGUGAAGAUCAGCCACUCGCACGCCUUGGUCUCCUUGUCCUUCCUGAAGAACCUCCGCCAGAUCCUAGGGGAGGAGCAGCUGGAAGGGAACUACUCCUUCUACGUCCUGGACAACCAGAACUUGCAGCAGCUCUGGGACUGGGACCACCGCAACCUGACCAUCAAAGCUGGGAAGAUGUACUUCGCCUUCAACCCCAAACUGUGCGUGUCGGAAAUUUACCGCAUGGAGGACGUGACGGGGACGAAAGGACGCCAGAGCAAGGGCGACAUAAACACCAGGAACAACGGGGAGAGAGCCUCCUGUGAGAGCGACAUCCUGCAUUUCACCUCCACCAACACGUGGAAGAACCGCAUCAUCCUAACCUGGCACCGCUACCGCCCCCCUGACUACAGGGAUCUCAUCAGCUUCACCGUCUACUACAAGGAGGCACCCUUUAAAAAUGUGACGGAGUAUGAUGGGCAGGACGCCUGCGGCUCCAACAGCUGGAACAUGGUGGACGUGGACCUCCCUCCCAACAAGGACCUAGAGCCUGGUAUUCUACUGCAAGGGCUGAAGCCCUGGACUCAGUACGCCGUCUACGUCAAGGCCGUGACCCUCACCAUGGUGGAGAAUGACCACAUCCGAGGGGCCAAGAGUGAAAUCUUGUACAUUCGCACCAACGCCUCAGUUCCUUCCAUCCCCUUGGACAUCCUCUCGGCAUCCAACUCCUCGUCUCAGCUGAUCGUGAAGUGGAGCCCCCCGUCCCUGCCCAACGGGAACCUGAGCUACUACAUCGUGAGGUGGCAGCGGCAGCCCCAGGACGGCUACCUGUACCGGCACAACUACUGCUCCAAAGAAGACAAAAUUCCCAUCAGGAAGUAUGCGGACGGCACCAUCGACGUGGAGGAGGUGACGGAGAACCCCAAGACGGAGGUCUGUGGCGGAGAGAAGGGGCCUUGCUGCGCGUGCCCCAAGACCGAAGCCGAGAAGCAGGCUGAGAAGGAGGAGGCGGAGUACCGCAAGGUGUUCGAGAACUUCCUGCACAACUCCAUCUUCGUGCCCAGACCCGAGAGGAAGCGGAGAGAUGUCGCCCAGGUGGCCAACACCACGCUGUCCGGCCGAGGCAGGAACGGCACGGCGGUGGACAUGUACAACAGCACGGACCUGGAGGAGCUGGAGACAGAAUACCCUUUCUUUGAGACCAGAGUGGACAAGGAGAUAACGGUCAUAUCUAACCUGCGGCCGUUUACUUCCUACCGCAUCGAUAUCCACAGCUGCAACCACGAGGCGGAGAAGCUGGGGUGCAGUGCCUCCAACUUUGUCUUUGCGAGAACCAAGCCUGCAGAAGGAGCGGAUGACAUUCCGGGCCCUGUGACCUGGGAAGCAAGGCCUGAAAACUCCAUCUUUCUGAAGUGGCCGGAACCUGAGAACCCCAACGGAUUGAUCCUAAUGUAUGAGAUAAAAUACGGGUCUCAGAUCGAGGACCAGAGGGAAUGUGUGUCCAGACAGCAGUACCGAAAGUAUGGAGGAGCCAAGCUCAACCGGCUAAACCCGGGGAACUAUACAGCCCGGAUUCAGGCUACGUCGCUCUCCGGGAACGGGUCGUGGACGGAGCCUGUGUUCUUCUAUGUCCCAGCCAAAGCCACCUACGAGAGCUUCAUGCACCUGAUCAUCGCGCUGCCGGUCGCCAUCCUGCUCAUCGUGGGAGGGCUGCUGAUCGUGCUGUACGUCUUCCACAGGAAGAGAAGUAACAGCAGACUGGGGAACGGAGUGCUGUACGCCUCUGUGAACCCGGAGUACUUCAGUGCAGCCGACGUAUACGUCCCUGACGAGUGGGAGGUGGCGCGGGAGAAGAUCACCAUGAGCCGCGAGCUUGGCCAGGGCUCCUUCGGGAUGGUCUACGAAGGCGUCGCCAAGGGCGUGGUAAAGGAUGAGCCGGAAACCAGGGUGGCCAUCAAGACGGUGAACGAGGCCGCCAGCAUGCGGGAGAGGAUCGAGUUUCUCAACGAGGCGUCUGUGAUGAAGGAGUUCAAUUGUCACCACGUGGUGCGGUUGCUGGGGGUGGUGUCCCAGGGCCAGCCCACCCUGGUCAUCAUGGAGCUGAUGACGCGAGGGGACCUCAAGAGCUAUCUCAGGUCCCUGCGACCGGAAGUGGAGGCUGAAUUACAGAGAGAAAGACAGAGACAGAGACAGAACUUCAUCCGCCGGUUCGCUCCUCGGAUGGCCGCAACAGCCAGGGCUGGGCCAGGCCGAAGCCAACAGCCAGGAGCUUCUUCUGGGUCUCCCACGAGGGUGCAGGGGCCCAAGGACCUGGGCCAUCUUCCGCUGCCUUCCCAGAAUCGGGCCCCAGCCCCUCCGAGUCUGAGUAAGAUGAUCCAAAUGGCCGGGGAGAUUGCAGAUGGCAUGGCAUACCUCAACGCCAACAAGUUCGUGCACAGAGACCUUGCUGCCCGGAACUGCAUGGUGGCCGAGGAUUUCACAGUCAAGAUCGGAGAUUUCGGAAUGACGCGGGACAUCUACGAGACGGACUACUACCGGAAAGGGGGGAAAGGCUUGCUGCCCGUGCGCUGGAUGUCCCCCGAGUCCCUCAAAGAUGGAGUCUUCACCACCCACUCUGACGUCUGGUCCUUCGGAGUCGUCCUCUGGGAGAUCGCCACGCUGGCAGAGCAGCCGUACCAGGGAUUCUCCAACGAGCAGGUCCUGCGCUUCGUCAUGGAGGGCGGCCUUCUGGACAAGCCGGACAACUGCCCCGACAUGCUGUUUGAGCUGAUGCGCAUGUGUUGGCAAUACAACCCCAAGAUGCGGCCUUCCUUCCUGGAGAUCAUCGGCAGUGUCAGAGACGAGAUGGAGCCCGGCUUCCGCGAGGUCUCCUUCUACUACAGCGAGGAGAACAAGCCGCCCGAGGCCGAGGAGCUCGACCUGGAGCCCGAGAACAUGGAGAGCGUGCCCCUGGACCCCUCCGCGAACGCCGCUGCCGCCGUCGCCGCCCUGCAGCCCGACAGGCACAAGGCCGAGAACGGCCCGAGUGCAGGGGCGAUGGUCCUGCGAGCCAGCUUUGACGAGAGGCGACCCUACGCGCACAUGAAUGGGGGCCGCACAGACGAGCGGGCCCUGCCGCUGCCGCAGUCUUCGACCUGCUGAUGCCGGCGGGGACGGGAACGUGCGCGCUGGGCUGCAGCAGGGUGGGGGAGAGAAAGUUCUAGCAGCCCCUCCGAUCCGCAGGCCUCCUCCGUACCUCAGUGGAUCUUCAGACCUGCCGUUGCUGCGCCCGGGAGUCGCCUUCUCCGCAGUAAACACGCUUGGGAUGUUCCUUUUUUCUAUAUGCAACCAGCUUUUUUUUUAUUUCCCCCACCCAAACCCUUAACUGACACGGGCCUUUAAGAAACUUAGCGACAACACGUCAUAGCAACAGAACACUCGAGAACCGAGCCUCAUGCUUCCCUCUGUCGCCUCUCUGUCUCCUCUCUCUCUCUCUCUCUCCCCCUCUCCCCCUCUCCCUCCCUCUCCCCCUCUCCCUCCCUCUCCCCCCUCUCUCUCCCCUCUCUCUCGCUCCUUCCUCUCUCUUUCUGCUUCAUGAUGGAAGAGCCUGGCUGGGAAGCCCUUGUGGCUAGAGUGAGGUCAUGGCGGCCCCUGGAGCCCCAGGGUGUCCCGGGUGCACCUGCUGGACACCGCAGGUCAUUGUCAAACACGCUGAGACAGGAGUUGGUAACUGCAUCUCUGACCUUCCUAGGGACAUCCGCGAUCCUAAAAGGGCCGGCAUUUCGACGCUGCCAAAUUUUGCCAAAACCCUACCUGUUCUCCCUGCCGACCCCUGUGCUAGCUCCCCUCACCCCCAUCCAGAGGCACGGGUGAGCGCGGCCCCUGACUGCGCCCGGAAGACGGGCGGCCCCCGUGCCGGUGUCCUGCACGCCCCAGGCCUCGCCCUGCCCUCCCCGCGCAGGGGGUUGAGCGCCACAGCAGGACACACAGUGGAUGGACUCAGGCCUUCUCAGCUCUGUCCACCUUGGCUGUUACUGGGACUUUCUCAUGGGUCUUACAGUUCUAUGUUAGACCGUGAAGCAUUUGCAUACACAUCAUCUUCAAUGUCACUUUUAUAACUUUUUUACGGUUCAGAUAUUCAUCUAUACGUCUGUACAGAAAAAAAAAAAGCUGCUAUUUUUUUCGUUCCUUCUCUUUGUGGAUUUAAUCUAUGAAAUCUUCAGGUCUCUGCUUUCCUCCCUUUCUGCUCACUCCAAGAAACUCCUGCUUUGUGCUAGAGUGCGUGACUCUUCCUCUUCUCCCAGUAACUGAGUCUUAGAGAACAUGUUGCGCCAGGAGCUGUUUGAUGCCUUUCUCUAAAUGGCCCUCCCCGCCCCCAGCCGCCUGUGCGGGCCGAGGCUGGUGAGACGGUGGUGGGACGAAGGCGUGGGCCGGGGUCCCCGCUGGCCGCCGCCCCCUUCCCACCUCGGCGCGGCGCUGGGGUCUGUUAUAGCGGGGACGAUGCACAGACUGAGGUCAACCUCCCGCACGUCCACCGCAGCCGAGAAGCCGCGCCGUCUGUCCCCUCCCGUUUGCUUUGGUUGUGACACACGCGUGUUUAUUUUUUUUUUAAUUCUUGGGUACAACAGCAGUUUCUACUGCAGACACUAGGCAUUUGGAUUGCUGGUUUUUUGUUUUUGUUUUUUUUAAAUGGCUGAUUAAUCCUUCCAUCCCAUGUCAAAUAGCUGCUGAGUCCAAGGGUGCAGCAGAGCAUAGCCCAGCCCCCACCAGACCCACCUACUGUCUCUACAAACAGAGUGCCCCAGGGGACCCCACCCCGCCCCUCAGCCUCUGAACAAGCAGCCCACGGCCAUGACUGGCAGCCACAGCUUCAGGGCAGGGCAGCGUGGACGCUCGCUCGGUGGCCCGGGAGCCCUUGCUGGCUCCCAGGGGACCAGAGCCCGGGUGCUGGCCAGUGCUGCCUCCGCGGCCGUGGGGGUCUUGAUCGGUUUGGUUUUGAGCCCUUCCCACCCAAGUGAUGACAGCGUGAGAGUUGGCUGUGGGGUGGCGAUGCUCAAUUCUGAGUAAGAGCAAAGCGAAGAGAUGCCACUUGGCUGGGACCGGAGCUUGAACACCAGGAAGCCCGGCGGUGCUGUCACUCCUCAGAGUCCCAGUCUCACCUCGGCCUCGGCAGCCUGUGUCCCGCAGGGUUUCGCUUAGAAAAGAGAGGUCCAUUCGGGAGUGUUCCGUGCAGGCGCUUGCUGGCGUUCGUUGUGAUGGCAGCCCCCUUUGCUGGCAGGAAGCCCUGUUCUGGACACUGAGGAAGGGGUGCACGGGACGGGACAGGUCCUGGUGUUUUUGUUUCUUUGCAAGCGUUUAUCUACCUCACUCUUAUUUUUUAUAUGUGUAUAUAGAGAGGAAUACAUCUCACGUUCUCAGCACCCGGCAGCCGGCCACUGCUACCGGUGACCUCACCCCUGCCGCGGCCACACGCCGGGGCAGUGCCGGCAGGGGCCAGGCUGCGUCCAGGGUCAAAGCAGCGCUAACCCAGCUCUCCUCUUCCGCCGCAUCUCCUCUUCUGUUGCUUUCGCUCCUUUUAUUUUUUUUUCCUAACUUGAUUUCCUCAGAGGCGGCGAGGCGUCAGGAUUUCCCUCCUCCCAGUCCAGUGAGGCCAAGAAGGACACCCCCACACCGGGCCGUCCCUGAUGGCCUAGUGCCGAGUGCCCAGGGUGGCCCCUAGUCUCUGCAGCUGUCUCCCGCAUGGGCGCCAGCGUGGGUGGGCUCCCGGCUGCUGCUCCUGCAGGCUCCCCUGCGCCGGGCUGCACCACAGCCUCAUUCACCUCAGAGGGGCAGCCGCGCUGGCCGUGGGAGAGCGGGGCCCCCUCCACAGCGGUGCCGGCCCCCGUGGGCCAGUGUGACAGAGAAAGUGCGGCGGCGGGAGCCCAGUCCCGUCCCCACACUGCUCUCUCCACUUCCCCCUCUUCCCCCUCCUCACCCCCGGGGUCAACAAAGACCCACCAGGCCUGGAGGCUGGAAAGGCCAGUGGCCAGCGCCCAGCCCACCUCGUCCUGCUGCUCACGGUUGGACGGUGCGCCCGCUUCCAGCAGCUGCUGCUACAGGCGCUGGUGGCCUUUGCUGGGACACCUGGCAGGGGCUCCUCCCCGAGGGUGGGCAGCUCCCUCUGCGGCCCCAGCACUGCAGUGAGCCUGGCCCCUCCUCUCUCCGGCCGUCAGGGAGUGUCCUCGGAUCAGGGUUUUCUUGGGCCACGCCGUAGGUGACCCUUGCAACAGUGGCCUCUCCUCCCUCCCGCACAGACCCACCGGUGUCCACAACUGGAUCUCUGCAGCUCAUUCCACUGGUGAUAAGGGUUUUGUUUCAACUGUCCGAGUUGUCGCUGUUCUCUCGUUUUCGUCUCAUGUAGGUGGCUUUCCUUUUAAGUAGAAAGAAAACACUAACAGUGUCGCACCCGUCGUAGCGAGCGCUGCAGAAACACUUCCGUGAGAGAGAAUUUCGCUCGUGUGACGGCACAGUCAUGUUCCUGGACCAACCCGCCCGCCUCGACUAUGCCCAGGCACCAUGUAUCCGCUGGGCUGGUUUCCCCGCCUCUCCUUGCUGUUUCUCCUUUGUGCGCUCCAGAGUUUCUGACCACGCUGAGUUGUGGCAUCCUCCACACAACCUCCUCCUGACAGCAGCUCCCCCUGCUGGAAGCACUGGGAACCUCUGAGGCAGCUGGUGGACGAGGCGGGAGAGGUGAGGCGCUUCUCCGAGGCGGUGGGAGCUGUGUGCUCGAAUGUGGAACUCUGUGCAAGGCCCAGGCUGCCCCAGACCGCCUUUCCAGGAAGUCCCGGUGCCCGCCAUGCGGCGGGAGCCCGUGUGCUCAGAUGUGCGUGCCCUGGCCGCCCUAGACCGCCUUUCCAGGAAGUCCCGGUGCCCGCCAUGCGGCAGGAGCCCGUGUGCUCAGAUGUGCGUGCCCUGGCCGCCCCAGACCGCCUUUCCAGGAAGUCCCGGUGCCCGCCAUGCGGCAGGAGCCCGUGUGCUCAGAUGUGCGUGCCCUGGCCGCCCCAGACCGCCUUUCCAGGAAGUCCCGGUGCCCGCCAUGCGGCAGGAGCCCGUGUGCUCAGAUGUGCGUGCCCUGGCCGCCCCAGACCGCCUUUCCAGGAUGUCCAGGUGCCCGCCGUGCAGCGGGAGCCCGUGUGCUCAGAUGUGCGUGCCCUGGCCGCCCCAGACCGCCUUUCCAGGAUGUCCAGGUGCCCGCCAUGCGGCCGGAGCCCGUGUGCUCAGAUGUGGAACUUGAACUGUGCGUGCCCAGACUGCCCCAGACCACUGAGACGUCCCAGUGCCCGCCACGCGGCGGGAGCCCGUGUGUUCAGAUGUGUGGGGCCCAGGCUGCCCCAGACCGCCUUGCUGGGACGUCCCAGUGCCCACCGUGCUGCAGGAGCCCGUGUGCUCAGAUGUGUGCGGCCUGGGAUGCCCCAGGCCGCCCCAGACCACCUUGCCGGGAUGCCCUGGUGCCCGUCAUGCGGUAGGAGCCCGUGUGCUCAGAUGUGUGGGGCCCAGGUGCCCCAAGCCGCCCAGACCGUCUUGCCGGGAUGCUCUGGUGCCCGCCGUGUGGUGGGAGCCCAUGUGCUCAGAUGCGCGGGGCCCAGACAGCCAGGAAGUCCUGAUGCCCGGCGGGACUCAGAUUCCUUCGUGGAAGAGGGAAGAGGAAAGACCACGUGCACAGCCCACACGGCCUCUCCUGUGACUGGGAACAGUGGUGGGAACAGUGGCUACCACAAAACUGCCAAGCGGCAGAAUGCGUGAUGUGCCAGGCCGGGUUCUGGUUGAGGUCUCAGAGUGACAAACCAUGCAAGAUGCGGAAUUCUAGGCCAGUUUGUUCCACUGACGCCUCUUUGGGAGCAGCCCUGCCUUGUGGCAAGUUCACCCAGAGCUCGGAGCUCAGAUGGGUCCAAGAUCCUCCCAGGGUGGGCAGACAGCAUGGAAGGCAACCCCUCCCCAAACCCGGCACCCUGCAGUAGACAGUGGCACUCCAUGGGGUGCCUCCGCCUGUUCCAGCAGUCCCAGUUCUUCUCUUGCCACCACCUUGUGUUUGUCGGCUGCCUUUUCAUUUGCUGGGCUAAGCGGCACUGGGAGACACAGACCAGAGAUCCACUCCCCAAGAACCAGUGAUCAGAGCCUCAUUUUCUCGCCAGAUGGCAGCACCAGCAAGAACACCAAGAGAGGACGCUGCGUAGUUGAACCUCUGUUUCCAGGGAUGCUGAGGGAACAGACCGUGGACAGGCCAGGACCGAGGACUGACUUUGGGCCUGACUAUUCGGUCAUUUACAGAAACAAGCUCCCCUUGAUGCUGGCAUGAUUCGUGACUGGGCAGUGGGAAAUGCCCGAGAGGCGAUCACCAUGUGAAGGGCGGGGUUUGGAGCAGAGGCGCACAGGAUGGGAAGAAGUCGGGGUGCUGUCCGGAUGUAAGGCUGGCAGACCACAAGGAGGCGUCACCGCCAUCCCAGGGGUACUUGGUUUCAACAAAUAAGCUGUGCCCCGAAACCCAACAUCGUUCACGACCUUGCGUUCCAUCACACCUGUCAGUUGGGGUGUCAGUUCUGGGGCGUGACCUUAGAGUUUUGUUUUACUUGGUUUCGGCAAGAACGUGAUGGUCACUCACCUGUAUGUCCAAUGUGUGCGUCCCCAUCUUUCUGGCAAACAUCGUCUCAGUUAGUCACUCGUUAGCGUUCUCCAUAGGGCUCUCAAGUCCAGUAGAUUACGGGUAGUCAGUUGACGAAGAUCCGGUUUACAAGAACUAAUUCAAUGUUUCAUUGCAUUUUUGUAAGAACAUAGAAUAAUUUUAUAAAGCGUUCGUAGUUUAUAAUUGCCGAAAGUAAUUUAAAGACACCUUUUUUUCCUGCGUGUGUGCAAAAAUAUGUGUUCGUGAUCCAUUUUUUUUUAGGACACCUGUUGGCUAGCUAGCUUUAUAAUACGCCAAAAAGAUUCUGUCCCUGACCUGAGCUGCGGCUCCGGCCCCCUCCCCCACGUGCUCUGUGCCCUAGUUGAUAACAAAGGAAGGAUGGUGAUUUGAAAAGUAGUUCCAUAUCUUCAGGAUCUUAGUGGUCUUUUCCUGGCCAUUCCCCUUUGGAGUGUUGCGGCUUUCACUGAUGGAAAGAGCCUCAUUGGCCAUGGGACAGUAGAGGUGUCGCCGCCCAGCCGUGCACAGCACCGUGCAGCCUGUGGUGUGGUCGCUCUGACCAGCUGCACGGCCGGUGGCUUUCACAAUGAUCUCACGCACACGCACAGGUCGCGGGAAGGACGGUCACCCUGGGCACACGUGCCUCAGACCGUGAUGAACGCUUUGUUGUCACAAGGAAGAGCGCUGUUGAUUUUUACUUAAGGCAGAACACCGAAGGUAACACCAAUACAGAAUCAGUUCCUUUCGAUCCAGACUACGACACACUACAGAAACGUUCGACUCCAUUGCCUCUGGUUCCCGGUGGAUUAUUAGCCGUGUCCUCACAACUCCACAGUAUUCCCCGUGGUCGGAAAUACCUGGAUUUUUUUGCACUACCCAGGAGAUAGGUCCAGAGACCAUUUUUUUUUUGUUUGUUUGUUUUGUUUUUAUCUUUCCGUGUGGCUGUUUGGCAUUGCACAGAAAUGUCCCCAGGUGGAACAGGUGCCCGGUACGAUCACCUGUCUGCUGUCAUAAGCCAGUGAGCUGGAGGGGAGAGGUUUGCCAGAGUUGUCUACCUCUGGGCUAAAAAAAAAUCAAACCAGAAGGCACGAUGGAAUGGAUGCAUCACAAAUAAUGCAUUUUCUGAGUUUUCUUGUUUAAAAAAGUUUUUUUUAAAAAAAGUUUAAAAAAAAUUUAAAAAGAGGUAACAACAUGGCCAAUUUGUUACAAGACUUUCUGUGUAUGAAUUACUCCUUUAAAAAUUCUCUUUAUAUAAAAAAAAUCAGUAGAUGAAAAAAAAAUUUCCAACCUGUUUUUGUAUACUCCAUUGUUAAGAAUUUAUUCCUGUUACUGCCAUAUACUCUGGAUUCUUUACGGAAAAAAAAAAAAAAAACUCAAAAAAAACUUUUGUCUAUUUUGAAUGGCUAAAGCUAAGGCAACUUUAGUUUCUCUUACUCUGCUUUUUUCUAGUAGUUAAAAUACUACAUUGUUUAAGUUAAAUAAAAAUUCUGUAUGCA